GAAUCAUGAAGAUACAGUGUUGUUCAUGCGAAGCGGCGGAGGCAAAGGUUUUGUGUUGUGAAGAAGAAGCAGCUUUGUGUUUAAGUUGCGACCAGAAGAUACACUCCUUAAACAACCUCGCCGGAAAACAUGGCCGUGUUUCUCUCUCUUCCUCUAUCUCUCCGACACCCAAGUGUGAUAUUUGUCAAGAGACCAUUUGCUACUUCUUUUGCCUCGAACAUCGGGCUUUACUAUGUCGGAAGUGUGAUUCUAUGACGCAUGAAGCAAACCUUCAUGUUUCUCGUCAUCAGAGGUUCUUGCUUACAGGUGUCAAAGUGGGUCUUGAAGAAACCGAAUAUCAAAAUUCAGAUGAAGACGAUAUGGGACAGCCAUCAUUUGAUGGAUUAAUGUUCUCUCAGUGGGGGUCGGAGCCAUACUUCGGAUCUGCCUAUGUUAAUCAGCAAGAUGCAAUUACUAUGUUUGAACUUUGAACAGUGAAUCGAACCAGAUGGUACUUGGUAGGCGAAUGACUGAACUAGUUCUGUGACGGAGUUAAUAAUAAAGGAGUUAUAUAUAUAUAUAUAUAUAUAUAUAUAUAUAUAUAUAU
Impatiens glandulifera is the source of this 586-nucleotide messenger RNA. Its product is annotated as B-box zinc finger protein 22-like. The transcript is spliced from 3 exons. The record is from RefSeq and is a predicted model, not a curated record. Gene Ontology annotation, molecular function: zinc ion binding. The coding region runs from base 6 to 470 and encodes 154 amino acids. Gene Ontology annotation, cellular component: nucleus. Gene Ontology annotation, biological process: regulation of DNA-templated transcription; photomorphogenesis. NCBI's taxonomy places the organism in Eukaryota, Viridiplantae, Streptophyta, Magnoliopsida, Ericales, Balsaminaceae.